ACUGCAGUGGGUUUUAGGGUUUUUGCACAUUUUCUCUCUCUAAAUCUCUCUCUAGAAAUCGCCAUGACUGCUCAAACCCAAGAAGAGCUGCUCGCCGCUCAUCUCGAACAGCAAAAAAUCAACCCCGAUGAGCCAGUGGUUGAAGAAGAGGACGAUGAUGAUGAUGAGGAUGACGAAGAUGACAAGGAUGAAGAUGAUGUUGAAGGAGAACAGGGAGGAGAUGCUAGUGGUAGGUCAAAGCAGAGCCGUAGUGAAAAGAAGAGCCGCAAGGCAAUGUUGAAGCUUGGAAUGAAACCCAUUCCAGGUGUCAGCCGUGUUACGGUGAAGAAAAGCAAAAAUAUCUUGUUUGUCAUAUCAAAACCAGAUGUCUUCAAAAGCCCAACAUCAGAUACAUAUGUCAUUUUUGGCGAGGCAAAGAUUGAAGACUUGAGCUCACAGCUGCAGACACAGGCUGCAGAGCAGUUCAAGGCUCCUGAUCUCAGUAAUGUAAUAGCUAAGCCCGAGGCAUCAUCCAUGGCGCAGGAUGAUGAAGAUGUGGAUGAGACAGGGGUGGAGCCCAAGGACAUUGAGUUGGUCAUGACGCAGGCUGGAGUCUCUAGAUCAAAGGCUGUUAAGGCGCUUAAGGCUGCUCAUGGGGAUAUUGUUUCUGCAAUUAUGGAGCUAACCAACUAAGUCUGGCUUUCUUGAAUGCUUAUUUUACAUGACGGUUAAGCAGUUCUUUAUGGUUUUCCAGAGGGAAUGUGUGCUUGAAGUUUCUUGUCUAUUUCAGUUAUUUUCUGUUACUUCUAUUCUGUUGUAUUAGUAACAAGCUGAGGAAUGCAUCUUUAUCGACCGUAGGAGCAAUACUGCUGUUUUACCCAUCUUUUUCCUACUUGUCUGUUUUCACAUUUUAUGCCAGACCAUUAUUGAAAUAUAAAAGAGCAGAUAUUGCCGAUUCACC
Messenger RNA from Vitis riparia (riverbank grape), 940 nucleotides. Its product is annotated as nascent polypeptide-associated complex subunit alpha-like protein 1. Lineage: Eukaryota; Viridiplantae; Streptophyta; Magnoliopsida; Vitales; Vitaceae. Gene Ontology annotation, cellular component: cytoplasm; nascent polypeptide-associated complex. Gene Ontology annotation, biological process: protein targeting to membrane. The record is from RefSeq and is a predicted model, not a curated record. The coding region runs from base 64 to 672 and encodes 202 amino acids. The transcript is spliced from 4 exons.